UUGCUUUCAGUUUCUUUUACUUUUAUUUUACGGGAUAGCGAUGAUGGCGUCCGGUUUUCGAUGGCGUUCGGUUGACCUGUUGAUAGUCGGACUGAAACUAAUGUAGAAAAAAGAAUUAUGAGAUUUGUGUGAAUGCCGAUAAGUGAAACAAAUGAUUCAAAAGAGCUAAAAAGUGAAUUAUGAUCGUCUCAUUUGACGAUCAAUAUUUUUUCAUAGAGUAUAAUUCUUAACCGCACAAUGCUUCAACAUUUUGUGCUCAUGAAAAUUAGCAAAGAAGUACUGUCAUUGCGUAUGCGUCUGAUAUAAGUUGGCGCGCAAUGCUUCGUAUCAUUACACAUGUUCAUUGAAUAUUUUCAAUAACGAAUGCUUGAAAGCACUUUCAGUCACAUUUUUGAUGAUAUACGAAAAUAGAGAAUGGCAAUUCGACUUACACUGGAAUGUGGACAUUCAUCAGUAUUACGUGAGCGUACCACUCCUGAAGGUUUUACUCAUGAUUGGGAAGUUUUUGUACGAGGAGUUGACAACGCAGACAUACAUCACUACGUUGAGAAAGUUGUAUUUCAAUUACAUGAAACGUUCGCAAAACCUAAAAGAGUAAUAAAAGAGCCACCUUAUGUGGUAAAAGAAUCAGGAUACGCAGGAUUCUUGAUUCCAAUUCACAUCUAUUUAAAAAAUAAGGAUGAACCCAAAAGAUUUCAAAUUCUUUAUAAGCUUAGUUUACAACCUAGAGGAAGAAUCAUUAAUAAAGUUAUACGUCAUAAUGAAAUAAUUAAUAAUCCAUCAGAAGAAUUUCGUAGAAAGCUUUUAAGAGGAGGUGGCAUCAUAAUAUCCAGUACGGAGAGUACGUCGGACAGAGGCGAGAUAAAAACUCCCGUUAUGGUUGGUAAACCAAAGUUAUCCGUGGGCGAGCCGAAGAAGCAUCGUCUGGUAGAAUCCAAGACAUCUAAUUCAUUCGCUGAAUUGUUUGGUCCUCCCAUAAAAACAGCAAAAAUUUCUCCAGAAAGUAAGAAGGUUACGCAAUCAGAAAAAAGUAGUACCAUAAAACCUAUAGGCAUAUCUGAAAAAAUUGAAAAAGUAGAUAAAAUUACAAAAAAUAAAGAGAGUCCGCAUAAGGAAAUAAAGAAAGAAAAAACGGAAGAAAAAAAGGAUAAAAAGAUAAAAGAUCCUUCUAAAGAAAAAAAUAGAAGCAAAGAGAAGUCUAAAAGACCUCCUAGUCCUGGAAGUAAAGGUUAUUCGAGUCCUACUAGUAAACGACCUUCUCCCCCUCCCAUAAAAAGGCCCCGUAGUCCUUCACCCUCUUCUUCUAUAAAACGGGCUCCAUCUCCAAAGUCUAAGGAGAAAGAUAUAAAAAGAUCUGUUCAAGAAAAAGAAAGGGAAAAGGAAAAGGAAAAAGAAAAGGAGAAAGAAAAGGAAAAAGAAAGAGAUAAGGAUAAGACAAGAGAUGGUUCUAAAGGUUCGUUGGAUAUAAAUAAGACUGAAAAAAAGAAAGAUAAAAAGAAAUACAAGGAGGAAGCCUACAAAGAGAAAAAGGAGAAAUACAAAGAAGGUGAACGUUCUAGUAUUAAGGAAGCUCAAAAAAUAAACGAUAAAAAAUUGGAAAAGGCAGAAAAAGAGAAGGAGAAAACUCAGGAUUAUAAAUCGGUGAAAGAUGGCCGAAAGUCUCCUAAGCUUGUUAAAGAAAGUGACAAGAUUAAAGAUGAAAAAUUAAUAAAGGUGGAAAAAGUGGAUAAAGAAAAAUAUGAGAAAGUUAAGGAGAAUAAAAGUGAUAAGGACAGAACGAAACAUAAGCACAAGAAGAAAGACAAGAAGGAAAAGAGAGAUAGUAGUAGGGAAAGAGAGAAGAAGGAAAAACGAGAAAAAUCCAAAUCGUCUGGAGAAAAACAAAAUAAUUUGCCAGCCUCGUCGAAUCCUCUUUCGAUGCUCUUCGCAAAUAUGCCAGAAAGAGAUAGCAGUGAUUCGGCACCUUCCGUAGACGAUGAUUCCUUUGUUGAAACGAAACCAGUAUUGAAUAUAAAAAAGGAAUUAGAUGAUACAGCUCCUUUGACUCUUCCAAUGGAAGCAGUAAGACCGCCCUCGCCACCACCCGUAAUUGAUAUAAAGAAAGAAAAGAGUGAUCGUAGUAAGAGGGAAAAACCAAAAGGAAAUAGGGGAGAAGAACGAGAAAACAGGAAAAGAAAACGAAGAAGUGAAAGUAAGGGUGACGACGAACAUACUUUUAAAAGGGAAAAGGAUAGAAGUCAUUCGACUUCUCCAUUAUUGGAACCAGUAUCUUCCAGCCAAUCACCGGUUGUAGUGGAUGUCGAUUCUAUUCACGCGGUAAAAGAGAAGGAAGAUCGUCAUAUGGGAGAAUUAUUAACAAUUAAGAAGGAAGGAGAAACCGACGGCGAGCAGGUAGCUCCGGACUCUACAAAUUGUCCUUUGGUAGAGUCAGACAUUGGGGAACCUCCCAUAUUUAACGAAGAUUAUGUGUCACAGUUGAAGGAUUUACAGCACAAAAUAAUGACAUUACAGGAUAAUCAAGAAUUACAGAGAGUUGUUCAGGUAAUAGAAGAAACAGGACAAUAUGAAAUAACUAAGAAAACAUUUGAUUUUGAUUUAUGUGCUCUCGAUCGCAGAACGGUACAACGACUCCAACAGUUUUUUUCUGCAUCAUGACUAUCUGUAAUGUAAAGCAUGACACUUUCUCUAUUUUUUUUUUUUUCUUUUGUUACAUAUUGCUCUAUGUGUAAGUCGUAUUAAGUCAUUUUCGAUCUAUCGUUUCUUUCGCUAUGUGAUAAAACGUUUAUCAUACGAUAAUACCCCCGGGAGAAUUCCGCUAUUUACUUUUAAUUCUUAGAAAAAAUUGAUUUUUAUAUUAGAUUCAUAUACAUUACAUUGUGUCAGUUGCAAUGUAUUAAACAUUAUAAUAAUGAUGCAGGUUAAUAAUUCAGCCAAAUGAAUGCAUAUAAAUGAUAUGUAUCUAGAUAGCAUAAAAGUUAUAUAUAUUGGACUGUAUAUAUGUAUAUAUACAUAUAUAUAUAUAUAUGUAUGUAUAUAUAUAUGUAUAUAUAUAUAUACACACACACACAGAGACACAUACAAACGUACACAUAUAGAUUUAAAGUAUUAUAUGUAUUGGACGUUUUACAUCAACCAAUUUUAAUGAAAAGUGCUAAUGAAAACGAUAUCGUUAUCUUUCAUAAAAUUUUAAAGUACCUCACGAAUUUUUAAUUGAUAGAAAUUGAUUAAGAAUGCGCGAAAGUUAUUCUAUCAGUUACAUAAAAGAAUAUGAAGAAGAUAAUGAAAACUCAAAAAUGCAACAUGUAGUUAAUAUUUUUACUUUGUUAUCUAAAUGAAAAUGAUAUAUUUGUUUGCUAAAAACACGUAAACGAAUUAUUCCACCUUCUCCACCUUCUUGUUGUUAAUCAACAGCGGUGGAAUGAACGAAUUAUUAUUUUAUAUAAUAUACGUGUUUAUGUACUGAUUAAUAAACAUUUCUUCAAGGUUU
This is a messenger RNA of Vespula pensylvanica (western yellowjacket), 3487 nucleotides long. It is a transcript of the gene ear, whose product is annotated as protein AF-9. The record is from RefSeq and is a predicted model, not a curated record. The coding region runs from base 415 to 2655 and encodes 746 amino acids. The transcript has 4 exons. NCBI's taxonomy places the organism in Eukaryota, Metazoa, Arthropoda, Insecta, Hymenoptera, Vespidae. Gene Ontology annotation, biological process: regulation of DNA-templated transcription. Gene Ontology annotation, cellular component: super elongation complex.